Messenger RNA from Cydia strobilella, 1088 nucleotides. RefSeq lists its product as uncharacterized. Bases 32 to 961 code for a protein of 309 amino acids. The record is from RefSeq and is a predicted model, not a curated record. Lineage: Eukaryota; Metazoa; Arthropoda; Insecta; Lepidoptera; Tortricidae. The transcript has a single exon.
CUCGAUUUUAAGCGUUAAUGCACUUAAACAAAUGAUUAAAACAUUACACGAAAUCUAUGGAAAGGAUCAAAUUUUAGAUUUAGAUAUAAGGGAAUAUUAUAAUUUUAUUAAUAUAGGUUCUUAUUUUUCUAAGAAUAACUUAGUAGUUGUCCUAAAGGUACCAAUUACUUACCAAGGCUCAUUCGAUUUGUACAAGUUAUGUCCUUUACCAAAUAAAAACGGGCGAAUCCUUAUCCCUCCAUAUCCUUUCAUAGCAACCAACUCUGUAGAAUAUGUGUACACGGAGGCAGAAUGCCCCAAAUCUGGCGACUGGUACAUCUGCGAACAAAAACUCAGCCAUCAAAUACGCACUGACCAAGACUGUAUCCAGAAACUCAUUCACUCUCAGGAGAUAGAUGAAACGUGUGUAACCACGCCUAUCUCUCUGACAAAGGAGGCUCUGCUAGAGCUGGACGAUCAACAUUACGCCAUAACUUUCCCGCUUCCCACCAAAAUUAAAACCAGCUGCCAACAGGAACAACAUAUUAUAUUAAAAGGAAGCUACGUCGCGACCAUACCACAACAUUGCUCUAUAAGGUCUCCACAUUUCACAAUAAUAAAUAUAAACAACAAGAUUCGCGGCCAACCACUGAAAAUAAUGUCAAUACCACUGGAAAGUAAACACGAAAAUUCAAACGCUAUCCUGAAAAUGAGCUCCAUCAACUUAAAGAACCUCGAGGCUAUUGAACAAAAGCUGUCCAUGGAGAAACCGAUCGAAAUUAACGAAGUCUUAUCCCCAAGUUUCUACCAUACUACAAUACCCUUAUACCUUAUCAUACUACUCGGAGCAAGCGCAACAGCCUUUAUAGUAUAUCGGAGAUAUCGAGCUACCACAAAAAUUAACAUAAAUAAACCAGAAGAAUUAGAGCUACAGAAAGCCGCAACAUUCGCAGUAAACCUAGCAAAUAGUUGCUCUACUUAGAGGGGAGGUGUUACGCACGCACCUCGCACACUGCACCACGGCACGGCUACGUCAUCGAUAUACGUCACAGCGUCGCGUCACCUGCACUGCAUCACGCCUGCGUAUGCGCCCACGUCAGCACGUUACG